AUGUCAGACAUAAGGGCUCCAAUCCCACUUUAUUUAUUCACGUAUAACUGUAAUAAGCAACCAUUAGUUCGUGAUUCAGUUUUAUCCAAGUUAAUAGACAGUUUUCCCACUGAUUUAUGUCAGGCAUACGUGUUUGGACUCCAGGAAUUUUGUAAUACUCUUGACGGAAGCUUCUCAGUCCAGGCUAAUAGAGAGUUGAUCAAAUACAACGAGGUGUUUAUUUCUGCCUUGAAUGAAGCAUUUGAAGAAGACGGGAUAAAAUUUCAAACAAUUGCUAUUAAUCAUGUUGGUGCUACUGGAUUAAUUAUAAUCAGCCCAUUCCCACUGAAAUUUCAAAGAAUUAGACUUGCCAGUGCAGGUGUCGGACACGGUAAUUCCUCUUUGAAAGGAGGUGUUGGUGUUAGAGUUUGUUACCAUCCAGGAGGAAAGUACUCUCAUCGAGAUCAUGUUGAAUUAUCGUUUGCUUGUGUACAUCUCAGUGCGUUCGAAGGAGAGUAUUACUAUAAGAGGAGAAAUCAGGAUCAUGAAAAUAUAAUGAGAUCGCUAGAUUUUGGUGAUGGGUUUGGUUUGAUUAAGCGAGGGAACCAUACGUUUAUUCUAGGUGAUAUGAAUUAUAGGACAACUAGUAGUUAUACAAAGGACAGCGUGGAAGCAAAACGGUUGUUUUCGUUACAAGACCAAUCGUUAUUAACCACAAAUGAAAGCCCGUAUCUCUUACACUCAGAGUAUGAUGAACUAACAAAAGGUAUGAAAAACGGAGAAGUGUUAUUGGGAUUUUCAGAAGGUAAAAUUGAAUUUCAACCCACGUACAAGUUCCAUAUAAAUACAGCAAUCUACAAUGACAAGAGGUCUCCGUCUUGGUGUGAUCGAAUUGUAUAUCAAUCUUCAUAUGACUCACCCAAAGAUGACAAUGGAGAAAGUACUCCUUUGCUUAGGUUGCGUCGAGACUCUACUCAUUUAAGAAGAUAUUGGGUCCCAUUUGUUUCCAAAUAUGAUUGCAUCGAUUCGCUCUUAAUGUCCGAUCAUAGACCUGUCUACCUUCAUAUAUCCAUUCCUUAUGAACCACCUGAACCUAUAAUAACUCCCUCGGGUUACCUUCAAAUUGUGGCUACUGAAAAUAGUGAAUUUGAAAUUGUCAGUGGACCAACUCCAGUAUACUUGAAGCCAACAAAAUAUGACUUUUUUAUCCAGAGAAUCAUCCGACCAUUGAGUGAUUACACCAUUGGCUAUAGUUUAUGGUUGCUGACUACCAGUAACGGAAGAUUGUUCCUUUUAGCAACCAUUCUUGGACUUUGGUUUUUCAUCUACGUUUCAUAA
Messenger RNA from Spathaspora passalidarum NRRL Y-27907, 1317 nucleotides. Its product is annotated as phosphoinositide 5-phosphatase. Bases 1 to 1317 code for a protein of 438 amino acids. The record is from RefSeq and is a predicted model, not a curated record. Lineage: Eukaryota; Fungi; Ascomycota; Pichiomycetes; Serinales; Debaryomycetaceae. Gene Ontology annotation, biological process: phosphatidylinositol dephosphorylation. The transcript has a single exon. Gene Ontology annotation, molecular function: phosphatidylinositol-4,5-bisphosphate 5-phosphatase activity.